Mastomys coucha (southern multimammate mouse) is the source of this 2676-nucleotide messenger RNA. RefSeq names its product cytochrome P450 26A1. The record is from RefSeq and is a predicted model, not a curated record. Gene Ontology annotation, biological process: sterol metabolic process. The transcript is spliced from 7 exons. The coding region runs from base 1200 to 2486 and encodes 428 amino acids. Gene Ontology annotation, molecular function: iron ion binding; heme binding; oxidoreductase activity, acting on paired donors, with incorporation or reduction of molecular oxygen. NCBI's taxonomy places the organism in Eukaryota, Metazoa, Chordata, Mammalia, Rodentia, Muridae.
CUCAGUCCCCAGUACAGAUUCCCAUAACAUUCCCAAAGGCUGGUGGUGGCAGAAGCAAAGAGCCAAACAACCCUCUUACUAGGCUUCCUGGCUUUACAGUGGGGGGAUCUGGGAGAGUAAAGGGAAGAUUCUAGAGCCCCGAAACAAGACCACCCUAUUAGCGCAGCCUAAUGUGCCAUUUGGAAGCAGAAGCCCCCUUUGGGAACUCACAGUUGCCUUGAGAUCAACUUUGUCUUAAGAGAAACAGACAAUCUGGUGGCUCGCCCAAGAUACAGGCAAGCCAAGGUGGAAAGGGACUCCUGGGUUUCCUCCCUGUCUUCCUCCCCAUACUUGCCUGGGCUGAGGGCCCUCUUCCCGGCCGCUUGGCUGGAGUUGCAAGUCCCAAAGCUAUAGGAAUUGGACCAGCUUGGCGGUAUUAUUACUACAGCUGGGGACUUUGGAGCCUCUGGUCUCCUUAGUACGCCACCCCACCAGAGCUUAGAGCAGGGAAUCAGGCGCGUGCAAGGCUGCACCUGGGGUCCCAGAGACCUGGAGGCUUACUUGCUUUGAACUCGAAAGCAGGAUUUUCCAAGGCUUCAUGCGCUGGCUCGCCUGUGGGGCCCUGGAAAGCUAGAGUCCACGGUCCGCCUGUCAUACUUGACCUCCGAGACUGGCUAGGACCUUCGCCCUGGGAUCUUCUUGAGAUCCUUGGAGAUCAGGAAGCGUUUGGGAUCUCAUUUACUCAACGGGUGGAUCAAGUCCCCGGAACCGGUGAUUCUUGAACGCGCUUUCCAAGCAAAUGGAAAAGAGCCCAGGAGGCGCCUGUAAAUGGAGAGCUAGGAAGGCUUCGGGCUUGGGCAGCAGGUCCGACCGGGCGCGAGGGACAGCAGAGAGACAGCUAGGAAAGCCAGGACUCUAAAUUCCCGCUUCUUGGAACCCCGAUCUACAACCCACUGCCCCCCCCGCGCCCCCGCCCGCAGCCGCUCCGUAGUAACUCUGCUCACCUAGGACAGGGAAGGAGGUGUUCCUAGCCCCGCACCCCCAGGAGGCGCGCUCAGAGGGAAGCCGCCAGUGCGCCGCCUCUGCCUCGGCGCAGAACAAACGGUUAAAGAUUUUUUGGGCAGCGCCUCAAGGGGGGAGGAGCCAGGGGCCCGAUCCGCAAUUAAAGAUGAACUUUGGGUGAACUAAUUUGUCUGACCAAGCGGAGGAAGUUUCUGCAGAUGAAGCGCAGGAAAUACGGCUUCAUCUACAAGACGCAUCUGUUUGGGCGGCCCACGGUGCGGGUGAUGGGCGCGGAUAAUGUACGGCGCAUCUUGCUGGGAGAGCACAGGUUGGUGUCGGUGCACUGGCCCGCGUCGGUGCGCACCAUCCUGGGCGCCGGCUGCCUCUCCAACCUGCACGAUUCCUCGCACAAGCAGCGAAAGAAGGUGAUAAUGCAGGCCUUCAGCCGCGAGGCGCUCCAGUGCUAUGUGCCAGUGAUCGCCGAGGAAGUGAGCAGCUGUCUGGAGCAGUGGCUAAACUGCGGCGAGCGCGGCCUCCUGGUCUACCCCGAGGUGAAGCGCCUCAUGUUCCGCAUCGCCAUGCGCAUCCUGCUGGGCUGCGAGCCGGGUCCAGCGGGAGGCGGGGAGGACGAACAGCAGCUCGUGGAGGCUUUCGAGGAGAUGACCCGCAAUCUCUUCUCUCUCCCCAUUGACGUGCCCUUUAGCGGCCUGUACCGGGGCGUGAAGGCGCGGAACCUUAUUCACGCGCGCAUCGAGGAGAACAUUCGCGCCAAGAUCCGCCGGCUUCAGGCUGCGGAGCCGGAUGAGGGUUGCAAGGACGCGCUGCAGCUCCUGAUUGAGCACUCGUGGGAGAGGGGAGAGAGGCUGGAUAUGCAGGCACUAAAACAGUCGUCAACAGAGCUCCUCUUUGGUGGCCAUGAAACUACGGCCAGUGCAGCCACAUCCCUGACCACUUACCUAGGACUCUACCCACAUGUCCUCCAGAAAGUUCGAGAAGAGAUAAAGAGCAAGGGCUUACUUUGCAAGAGCAAUCAAGGCAACAAGUUAGACAUGGAAACUUUGGAACAGCUAAAAUACAUCGGGUGCGUUAUUAAGGAGACCCUUCGAUUGAAUCCUCCGGUUCCCGGAGGCUUUCGGGUCGCCCUGAAGACUUUCGAGCUGAAUGGUUACCAGAUCCCCAAGGGUUGGAAUGUCAUUUACAGUAUCUGUGACACCCACGAUGUGGCAGAUAUCUUCACUAACAAGGAAGAAUUUAAUCCCGACCGCUUUAUAUCACCUCAUCCAGAGGACGCCUCCAGGUUCAGUUUCAUUCCUUUUGGAGGAGGCCUUCGGAGCUGUGUGGGCAAAGAGUUUGCAAAAAUUCUUCUUAAGAUAUUUACAGUGGAGCUGGCCAGGCAUUGUGACUGGCAGCUUCUAAAUGGACCGCCUACAAUGAAGACAAGCCCCACUGUGUACCCUGUGGACAAUCUCCCUGCAAGAUUCACCCACUUCCGGGGAGAAAUCUGAUAGCUAUUUCAACACUUGGACUUAUUUGAAGUGUACAUUGUUGUUUUUUUAAAAAAUAGUGUCAUGUUGCCUUUAUUUAAUUUCUAAAUGUAUAGUAUAAUAUUUAUGUGUCUCUACUACAGACCCGUGGGCUUUAAAUAUUAAAAUAAUGCAUUUGUAUGAUUUCCCAAUAAAGUAAAAUUAAAAAGUG